Messenger RNA from Histoplasma mississippiense, 252 nucleotides. RefSeq lists its product as hypothetical. NCBI's taxonomy places the organism in Eukaryota, Fungi, Ascomycota, Eurotiomycetes, Onygenales, Ajellomycetaceae. The record is from RefSeq and is a predicted model, not a curated record. The coding region runs from base 1 to 252 and encodes 83 amino acids. Gene Ontology annotation, cellular component: mitochondrion. Gene Ontology annotation, biological process: mitochondrial respiratory chain complex I assembly; electron transport chain. The transcript has 2 exons.
AUGGCUCCCGCAAACCCCACCGGCUUCGACAUGAAGACCUUCAAAGCUGCUGCACAUCCUCAGUCUUCCUGGGCCAAAAAAGACCCAUGGGCACGAUAUGAAGCAUGGCGAUACUCCGGGCCCUUCUCGCGGUGGAACCGAUUUAAGACUGGAUUUCCAGGAUUGGGAAUAGCCACUAUUGCGUUCGGAAUAUACUGCGGCUACGAAUGGGCUUUUCUCACACCAAAACAUCGCGAGGAAAAUCACCACUAG